AUGGAGGCCGAAAACCUCUCGUCAGCCCUGAGCCUUGGGGGCUGGUACAGGACCAGGCCCUUGGAGCCGCCCGAUGCCAUCGAAGCGGCUGCCCGACUUCAUUUUGCAGGCCUUCAUACAGUGCUUCUCCGGCAUGGCCUGAACUUGGAGAAAUACACAGCAGAUCCCUGCGCUCCACAUGGAAUGGUCCUGACGGAGCUGUUUUCUCUGGCGGACGGAUCCAACAAGCGGGACUCUGUGAUUCUGGGCCUUGUCUAUGCUCUGCUGACGCUGCCUUGGGAUCGGGAGUCGGUUCCAGGAUACCUCGACUAUGUCAGCUUGAUGCGGAUGCUGGAUGAUGCUGAUGUCACAGUCAGGGCUUUGGUCUCAGUCUCGCUACGAGUUGCAGAUUUGCUGCCCACAUGCAGGCAGAGGCUUCAGAUGUUGUUUGCUGACAUGGUCGACGCACGCUGGCCCAAGGCCAGGGCAGUGCUGCUGGCUUUGCAGAGGGCGACGAGCCCAGGAGACACUUCCUGGCCCGGUGCAGCUGAUCUCGUCCGCAGCGUGCUGAAACUUGUCAAGGUCCAUCACGCUGGAUGGCUGUCAUCUGACAAGACUGCUCUGGAACGGACAUUGCUCUGGACUCUUCGCUGGAUCUCAAUGACUUCGCAGGACGAUGAUCUCUUGCAGCUUCUUCUGGAGGUGUCAACAAUGCUGGCAAGAACAGUCAAGGCAGAGUCUGGACCCCUCGAUGCGAACCUGCACUGGGUGGUCACAUCGUGCGCAAUGAUCCGUCAGCUGGACUCUGUGAGAAACGAGCUUGCGGUGCCUGCGAACUCGGAACCGGACAAGGACUCCUUGGCUCACCUCCUGUCACCCAAAGAGUCGGAGCAGAUGCUCUAUGUGAUAAAGGCCAAGCCGGAACAUGAGGAGCGGAUGCUUGGCUGGUUUCUGAAGCGACACAUCGACAGCCGUGGACAAGGCAAGCAUUAUCACCUUGCUGACGUCAUCAUGUACGCUGUUGCUGUCGCAGCAUCUGUCAAUGCCAACCGCGCAACCCUGUGGAAAUACAUGUGGAAGAACUGGUCUCAGCACAGUCAGGUUGGUAUGCUGUUCUGCUACUUGGCAGCAAGGCCUGGCUACGGCCGAUCCGCCGUCGCACAGGCAUGGGGAGGUCGCGGGAAUGAGACAGAUCAGGAUCUGCUGAGAUUGACAGACUCCAACCCUUCGCUCCAUGCGGUGUUGAGACGCUAUAUGUCAUGUGCACGACUUCACCUUUUUGCUUCUUGCCUGAGAGCUCAGUGGUGGAAUUAG
This is a messenger RNA of Symbiodinium sp. CCMP2592, 1293 nucleotides long. NCBI's taxonomy places the organism in Eukaryota, Dinophyceae, Suessiales, Symbiodiniaceae. The record is from the annotation of a GenBank genome assembly.